GAACCAGAAGUCAGACAAGAGCACUUAGAUCUGAAAUGUACCACGCAAGUCAUCACCCAUGAACUGGCACUGUCACACACCCCGAAAACAUCACACUGGGGAACAGGCGCACAAACAGCCUUUAAGAUUGCUGUGAUCAAACAUACGAAGAGGAAUGUAUAGAUGGGGCCUGUAUAGAUCAAGAUGGACCCCUGGAUAAGUGGCUCUACCCAGAAUUACACCACUGCCGUGACAGCAGCGCCAGAGCGUGGGGCGAGAGCAGGGCGGGCAGGCUGUCAUAUUCUCCUCGGUGCCGUGUGCCCGUGUCUGGAAACUGUUCAGUGCUGGUUGGAUUGUGGGCGGUUUCAAGGACGAGAGCCGGUUUACAGUACCGAGAAGUGGCCAAUUUCAUCAGCAAUGGCCCAACAAAGGCAUUUUCUACAGAUGGGUAUCUCUCAGAAGUCCCCAUCCCCAGGAGCAAUAACCCUCUCGAAUUUUGGAAGACAAAUCAAGGCCGCUUUCCUGACCUGGCGCAGAUGGCACGCAGUUUCAUUGUUGAUGCUUGGUUUGAAGAGAGGUGAUGGAUGUCCGCAUGGUUCUGGGGGGUCCAGAUAACAUUCUCCUGGCCAAUAAUCCUGACGCAGGAAGUGGUUGUUUGAAGCAUCCCUGUGAGGACCAGGACAGAAGCUCCAGCCCAUCUGUCCUUCGUUCUGUGACCACCACAGGGAAGGAAGGUCUGCUGAACAGGAAGAGACCAUUUGUUGGAAGAUGCUGUCACUCAUGCACACCCUUGAGUCAGGAGAGGCUGUUCAACCCCAGCAUCCCUUCACUGGGGCUUCGUAAUGUGAUUUACAUCAAUGAAACACACACAAGACACAGAGGUUGGCUUGCACGGAGGCUGAGUUAUGUGCUGUUUGUCUUGGAGAGAGAUGUCCGGAAGGACAUGUUUGCUCGUAAUGUGGUGGAGAACGUGCUCAACAACAGCAGGCUGGGAAGUGCUAUCGUGGAGGUAGCAUCCGAGGGUGUUAGCACAGGUGCAGAGUCUGGAGUGGAUUCCAAAGCUGUCAGUAAAGUUAGACGGAAGACCAGAGGAUUCCUGCAGGAAAUGGUUGCCAACAUCUCACCUGCCUUCAUCAGAAUAACAGGAUGGGUGUUGUUGAAACUGUUUAAUGGAUUCUUCUGGAGUAUUCAGAUCCAUAAAGGUCAGCUGGAGAUGGUGAAGAAAGCAGCAUCUGAGAACAAUGUUCCCCUGGUCUUCCUUCCUGUUCACAAGUCCCACAUAGACUACCUGCUUAUCACCUUCAUCCUGUUUUGUCACAACAUCAAAGCCCCUCACAUCGCAGCCGGCAACAACCUUGACAUCCCUAUCUUAAGCACACUGAUACGGAAACUAGGAGGAUUUUUUAUCCGUCGUAAACUGGAUGAGACUUCAGACGGAAAGAAGGAUGUGUUAUACAGAUCACUGUUACAUGCAUACACAGAAGAAUUGUUGCGGCAGCAGCAGUUUCUGGAGGUGUAUUUAGAGGGCACGCGCUCUCGCAGUGGGAAGCCAUCUCCAGCACGUGCGGGCAUGCUCUCAAUUGUGGUUGACACACUCUGUGCCAACAGCAUCCCCGAUGUUCUGAUCGUGCCUGUAGGCAUCUCAUAUGACCGCAUUAUAGAAGGAAACUACAACAGCGAGCAGCUGGGCAAGCCUAAAAAGAAUGAGAGUCUGUGGGGAAUUGCCUGUGGCGUUUUCAGGAUGCUCCGGAAGAAUUAUGGCUGUGUGCGUGUGGAUUUCACACAGCCCUUCUCACUAAAGGAGUACCUGGAUACACAGCGCAGCCACCAUCUCCAGGCCCCGCUCACGCUGGAGCAGAUCCUUCUCCCCACCAUCAUCGCUGCACAACCGGAUCAGGCUGUCUUUAAUGGAGAAGAUGAGGAUCAUCUGAAUUCUAGAGACCUGUCAGAUGAGCCCUGGAGGAGGCAGGUCAUCGCUAACCUGGCCAAGCACGUUCUCUUCACUGCCAGCAAGUCAUCAGCAAUCAUGUCCACUCACAUCGUGGCCUGUCUCCUCCUGUACCGGCACAGACAGGGUGUACUGCUGUCUAAACUGGUGGAGGAUUUCUUCAAUAUGAAGGAAGAGAUCUUAUCACGGGACUUUGACCUGGGUUUUUCUGGGAAUUCGGAGGAUGUGGUCAUGCAUGCGCUUAGCCUUCUGGGAAACUGUGUGAACGUCACCAGCACCAACAGAAACACAGAGUUCAUCAUCGCUCCUAGGAACACUGUACCUGCACUCUUUGAGCUCAAUUUCUACAGCAAUGGCCUUUUCCACGUCUUCAUUGCAGAUGCUAUUAUAGCUUGCAGCACACUGGCCCUGCUGAGAGAGCAAUCUGCAACUUCAGCGAGUGAACAGAAUUCUUCAUCUACGCUGCUCAGCCAAGAGAGACUGAUCCGCAGAGCUGCAGGCCUCUCCCACUUUCUGUCCAAUGAGGUGGCAGUAGCAAUGCCUUGUCAGACUUUGUACCAGGUCUUCCAUGAUGCUGUCAUCAGGUUAAUCGAGUAUGGUGUGCUCAUUGUAGCUGAGGAGGACCAGGAGGAGCUGAGUCCUUCUGAGGAGCCUUGGCCCAAGAAGUUUCCAGAGGCUCUUGCUUGGCGAAGUGAUGAAGAAGAUGAAGACAGUGACUUUGGAGAUGAACAAAGAGACCGUUACCUGAAGGUGAGCCCAUCAGCUGAGCCCCAGGAAUUUUAUACUUUUCUUCAGAGGAUUCUCACUCCGGUGCUGGAGGCCUACAGUGGUGCAGCUAUCUUUGUACACAGCCUGAUAUCGCCCAUGUCAGAGAGAGAGUACACGCACAAGCUUUUCAAGUAUCUGCUAACUCGCACAGAGAGAGGAGUGGCUGCAUAUGGAGAGAGUGCCACACACUACCUCGUAAAAAAUACAGUGAAAACAUUUAAAGAGCUGGGGGUGCUUAAUGAGAGGCGAGAGGGUGGUGUGUGCCGUCUGGAGCUGAGCAGCACUUUCUUACCUCAGGCCAACAGAAACAAACUCCUGCAGUACAUUCUGGGUUUUAGUCUGCUGUGACACAUUAGGACCACUGACACAACUGCGUGGCUUUCCACAUCACUUAAGGGCUUUUUACUGGCUAAUCAUAGGUGCUACUCUAAGGAAAACUUUACCUGGAAGUGCCUUCACUAAAUGCCUCAUACUAAACUUUAGUUAGUCUUCCUUCACUGAAAAUUCCCUCCACAAUACACAAUUAGUUGUCAGCUCUUUUGUUUACUAAAUGUUUCCAUUUACACAAUACUAUGCCGGUGAAAGCCCUUUGGUUUUCAGCUAAAUUGGGUGUGUUUAUAGCUCUGAAUGUUUCUUUUUAACUUUCACUAUCACUGUCAGAGCAUGUGAAGAAAUCGCCAUUACCUUACAGAGAACAGAAAGACAGUGCAUCUUUCGAUAACACGUGAAUACAUCAUAAUGGACUCAUUUUUUUAAAAGUGCAGCAAGCGUCCAAGUAGUUUAUGAAAGUAGCAUUUUUUAGCAGGCCUAGAGGAUCAUGAGGGGGAAACUUUACUGGAAACUGAGCUUGAGUGCUUCUGCUUGGCUGACCAUUUCAAGAUAUGUUUGAAAUAUUUGGAGGAGGUUCUCUUGGAGCCAAAGAACUUUGAUUUCCUGCUCAGUUGCUGGUAUAUUUUAUUUUGGAGUUAAGCAGUGAGUCUUCUAUGCUCAGUGUGUGCAAUAUGUCUGUAGUAUGUGAAUUAAACCCUAUUUAUGCCAGAAAUUUGUCUCAAGGCACAAUAUAACCAGAAUGCUGAAAAAGGCACGUUGCCUUCAUAACCACUAGAAUAUUGUGUUUGUUAUUGAAUAUAUCGAGAGCCUGUGAGCAAGCAAAAGUUGAAGAUACCCUGUAAUGUCCCAAAACUGCAGUUCACGUUACCUCAUCUUCAUUCCGUUUUUAUUAUCUGCUCUUUAGAAAGCCUUUUCUGCUGAUGUAUCAUUUCCAACUUCAUUUGUCAUGUGUUUUGUAUUAUCCCAACUUGUUUUGACAAGUCGUUGAAGAAAACUCAUUUGUGCGUCAGC
Molecule: messenger RNA, 4036 nt
Organism: Carassius auratus (goldfish)
Lineage: Eukaryota; Metazoa; Chordata; Actinopteri; Cypriniformes; Cyprinidae
Product: glycerol-3-phosphate acyltransferase 1, mitochondrial-like
Exons: 23
Coding region: 560-3043 (827 amino acids)
Biological process (GO): fatty acid metabolic process; glycerol-3-phosphate metabolic process; triglyceride biosynthetic process
Cellular component (GO): plasma membrane; mitochondrial membrane
Molecular function (GO): glycerol-3-phosphate O-acyltransferase activity
Source: RefSeq, a predicted model, not a curated record